AUGUUUGUUCUUGCAGAGCCACCAAAGAUUAGUUUGUCAUCAAUGCAGGGAAGUUACCGAGAGGGAUCUUUUGUUAAUGUCAGUUGCACAGCAACCGGGAUUCCACAGCCAGAUGUCACAUGGAUCAGAGAUGGAACAGUAACAAGUUCAGGAAAGGGAGCGGCACUUUUGAACUUCCACAGUGUGAGAAAAACAGAUGACGGAUGUUAUCUAUGUAGAGCAAACAACACAGCUGAUACUAUUUCCAAUCACACAAUAAUCCUGUUCUACCACCCACCAACCAUACUAAGGAUAACCAUGUCAGCCAACAAGUCUUGGAUUGGUCAGACGGUGACGUUAAGGUGUCUGUCUGAUGGUAUUCCAAUACCAACUCUUACCUUGUACAAACCUGGUGAAAGAGAAAUAAACAGAGUCAGAGCCAGAGAAAACAAAGUGCAAGUGACGCUCUGGGGUGAUCAAGAUUUUGGUGAUUACAAAUGCAUUGCUGCCAAUGGACUGAGUCCCUCUGACCACAGAAUCCACCAUGUAGACUUUCUCAGCCUUCAUUUUUUUGUAGAAAAACCAGGUGCAUCAUCUAUCGUAUCUUCAGAAGAAGAUAUUCAAGCUAGCUCAUUAACAGUUCGAUGGACUGCACCAGCUGAUGAUGGAGGGAGUCCUAUCACAGGAUACCGAGUGAUCAUACUAGAGGGUGACACUGAAACAAACAGUGUUAAUAAUACUGGUCCUGGUAGAACAAGCUACACUUUUGUGGGUCUAGACAGAGAUACAAAGUAUGUCGUGAAAGUAUUUGCAAGGAAUGCUAUUUUUGAAGGCGAUCCUGUUGUAACCACGGUGAAGACAAGAUUUGAAGGUCCCCCGGCAGCAGUAGAAAUAUAUGGCCGGCCUAGCGAAACAACAGAUGGUGAAAUCACCUUGAAGUGGAAGGAGCCAGAAGAUAAUGGACGAGAAAUUACACAGUACACUGUGUACCAAAGAUUAGUGACUGACGGGAAAGUAGGAGAGUGGACAGUCGUAAGGAAAAUCACGAAAGUUUCAAUUAAUGAAUUGACAGUAAAGUUGGAGAGAGGCAAGGUGUAUGAAUUUACAAUUACUGCCACAAAUGAACUCGGUGAAAGUCUGGUUGAGGAGACGAUGGUCAAAAGAGUAACAGUUGUAGAUCUACGAAACACCAACCAGAGAGCUCAAGAAGAAUGCAAGUGCUCAUGUCAUGACGUCAUUUAUAUAUCCAUAAUUGGAGUGCUUCUGCUAGUAACCCUUGUGUUGUUCAUUUACAUUCUGUGGUUACACAAGAGAGGCACUGGAGGAAAACAAAGGUAG
Stylophora pistillata is the source of this 1317-nucleotide messenger RNA. RefSeq lists its product as uncharacterized. NCBI's taxonomy places the organism in Eukaryota, Metazoa, Cnidaria, Anthozoa, Scleractinia, Pocilloporidae. The record is from RefSeq and is a predicted model, not a curated record. Gene Ontology annotation, biological process: multicellular organism development; protein phosphorylation; cell surface receptor protein tyrosine kinase signaling pathway. Gene Ontology annotation, cellular component: plasma membrane; signaling receptor complex. Gene Ontology annotation, molecular function: protein binding; transmembrane receptor protein tyrosine kinase activity; ATP binding.